GUACAUUCCCAGAGAGAGAGAGAGCAAACUUCGUGAGCAGAAAGAAGAAGCUGCGACUCGUCCGGGAUGUUUGACGGCUAUGAUAGUUGUAGUGAGGACACCAGCAGCAGCUCCAGCUCAGAUGAGAGUGAAGAGGAGGUUGCUCCUUUGCCAUCCAGCCUCCCCAUUAUAAAGAACAAUGGACAGGUCUAUACGUACCCAGAUGGCAAGUCUGGCAUGGCCACCUGUGAGAUGUGUGGGAUGGUUGGUGUCCGGGACGCCUUCUACUCCAAAACCAAACGCUUCUGCAGCGUCUCCUGCUCCAGGAGCUACUCCUCCAACUCCAAGAAGGCCAGCAUUCUGGCCAGGCUUCAGGUAGCGGGGAAACCUCCGACCAAGAAAGCUAAAGUCCUGCAGAAACAACCACUGGUGGCUAAGUUAGCAGCUUAUGCUCAGUACCAAGCAACCCUGCAAAACCAGGCAAAGACUAAAGCAGCUGUCCCUGUGGAAGGUUUCAGCUGGGGUAACUACAUCAACAGCAAUAGCUUCACAGCAGCUCCUGUCACCUGCUUUAGACACGCACCCAUGGGGACCUGCUGGGGUGACAUCUCGGAAGGAGUGCGAGUGGAGGUUCCAAACACUGACUGCAGCCUGCCUACCAAAGUCUUCUGGAUAGCUGGGAUUGUGAAACUAGCAGGCUACAAUGCCCUGCUGAGAUAUGAAGGCUUUGAAAAUGAUUCAAGUCUUGACUUCUGGUGCAACGUUUGUGGGUCUGACAUCCACCCAGUUGGUUGGUGUGCAACCAGUGGGAAGCCCCUGGUCCCUCCUCGAACCAUCCAACACAAAUACGCAAACUGGAAAGCUUUUCUAGUGAAACGACUCACUGGUGCCAAAACACUUCCUCCUGACUUUUCUCAGAAGGUGUCGGAGAGCAUGCAGUACCCCUUCAAGACGUCCAUGAGGGUGGAGGUGGUGGACAAGACGCACCUGUGCCGCACCAGGGUGGCCGUGGUGGACAGCGUGAUCGGGGGCCGCCUGCGGCUGGUGUACGAGGAGAGUGAGGACAAGAGCGACGACUUCUGGUGCCACAUGUACAGCCCUCUGAUCCACCACGUCGGCUGGUCCCGCGCCAUCGGACACCGCUUCAAGCGCGCUGACCUGACAAAGAAACAGGAUGGACAUUUUGAUGCUCCCCCCCACUUGUUUCUGAAGGUAAAAGAGGUGGACUUAGCUGGAGAAUGGUUUAAAGAAGGAAUGAAGUUGGAAGCUAUAGACCCCUUAAACCUUUCAGCAAUAUGUGUGGCAACUAUUAGAAAGGUUUUAGCAGAUGGCUAUCUUAUGAUUGGGAUUGAUGGCUCAGAAGCAGCAGAUGGGUCUGAUUGGUUUUGUUACCAUGCCACUUCCCCUUCUAUUUUCCCUGUUGGUUUCUGUGAAAUUAACAUGAUUGAACUAACUCCACCCAGAGGUUAUGCAAAACUCCCUUUUAAAUGGUUUGACUACCUCAGGGAAACUGACUCCAUAGCAGCACCUGUCAAGCUCUUCAACAAGGAGGUUCCCAACCACGGGUUCCACGUGGGGAUGAAGCUGGAGGCCGUGGACCUGAUGGAGCCGCGGCUGGUGUGCGUGGCCACGGUGACACGGAUCAUCCACCGCCUGCUGCGCAUCCACUUCGACGGCUGGGAGGAGGAGUACGAUCAGUGGGUGGACUGCGAGUCCCCAGACCUCUACCCGGUGGGCUGGUGCCAGCUAACUGGGUACCAGCUGCAGCCUCCAGCACCACAGUCCUCAAGAGACAGCCAAUCAAGUUCAUCCAAACAGAAGAAGAAAGCUAAAUCACAGCAGUACAAAGGACACAAGAAAAUGAUGUCCCUGCAGCUGAAGGAGGAGUUGCUGGAUGGGGAGGAGUAUGGCUUCUUCCAGGGAGCAUCCGACCAGGAGAGCAACGGCUCUGCCAGUUACUACAUCAAGCAGGAGCCCUGAGGCAGCAGGGAGGAGCAGGGGCAGAGUGUUGGUGAUGGGAGCAGAGCCUCUCUCCAGGACUGGCUGGCUCUGUCCCUCCUGGGCUGGGGCAGUUGUGCUGCU
Messenger RNA from Indicator indicator, 2061 nucleotides. RefSeq names its product mbt domain containing 1 (gene MBTD1). Gene Ontology annotation, molecular function: zinc ion binding. Bases 67 to 1959 code for a protein of 630 amino acids. Gene Ontology annotation, biological process: regulation of DNA-templated transcription. NCBI's taxonomy places the organism in Eukaryota, Metazoa, Chordata, Aves, Piciformes, Indicatoridae. The record is from RefSeq and is a predicted model, not a curated record. Gene Ontology annotation, cellular component: nucleus. The transcript is spliced from 16 exons.